This is a messenger RNA of Elgaria multicarinata webbii, 1486 nucleotides long. RefSeq names its product E3 ubiquitin-protein ligase TRIM7-like. Lineage: Eukaryota; Metazoa; Chordata; Lepidosauria; Squamata; Anguidae. The record is from RefSeq and is a predicted model, not a curated record. The transcript has 7 exons. Gene Ontology annotation, molecular function: ubiquitin protein ligase activity; protein binding; zinc ion binding. Bases 1 to 1455 code for a protein of 484 amino acids. Gene Ontology annotation, cellular component: cytoplasm. Gene Ontology annotation, biological process: regulation of gene expression; innate immune response; protein ubiquitination.
AUGGCUGCUGCUGCUGAGAGCCCCAGGAAGAGGCUUCAAGAGGAAGCGAUUUGCUCCGUUUGCCUGGACUUUUUCGCCGAUCCGGUGACUCUCGACUGCGGGCACAACUUUUGCCAGGCCUGCAUCGGGCAGUGGUGGGGCCAUGCGCCCGCCACACACACGGCCAGGGACGCCCCCUGUCCGCAGUGUCAAGCCAGAGUUCAGCGGCGGAGCCUCCAGCCCAACAGGCAGCUGGCCAACAUGGUGGAGAUCGCCAAAGAGCUGAGCCUGCCGGUGAAAGCAGAGGGCGGAGGAUGGGCAGUCUGCCAGGGGCACCAGGAGCCCCUGAACCUCUUCUGCAAGGCCGACGCGGCGCCCAUCUGCGUGGUGUGCGAGAGGUCCCAGGCGCACCGAGCUCACGACGUGGUUCCCUUGCAGGAGGCUGCCCGGGAGUGCGAGGAUCACAUUUGUAGCUGCCUGGAGACUCUGAGGAAGGAGAGAGAGAAAUUUCUGGUAUCUAGAGCAGACGUGGAAAAGGAAAGCCAAGACCUGCUGAAGCAAAUGAAAGCCGAGAAGGAAAAGACAGUGGAGCAGUUCCAACAACUGUACCAGUUUCUGGAAGAACAAGAGAAGCUUCGCCUGGUCCAGAUGACCAAGUUGGAACACGAAAUCGCAUGGAAACGGGAUGAGCACUUGGCCAAGAUCUCGAAGAAGCUCUCUUCGGUGGAAAGAACGAUGCAGGAAAUGGAGGGGAAACGUCAACAGUCAGCCAAUGAACUCCUGCAGGAUAUGAAAGACAACUUGAAGAAGUGUGAGGAGAAUAAGUUUGAGAAAUCUGUGGUUUUCUCCCCUGCACUGAAGUGGAGGAUCCGGGACCAAUCUGAUAUAAACCUCUUUCUAGGGGGUUUCCUGAAGCAGUUCCAAGACACUCUGAUAUCUGGAUUUCAGCUGAAGAAAGCAAAAGUAACUCUGGAUCCAGACACAGCGAAUCCCCGGCUCAUCCUGUCUGCGGGUCAAAAAAGUGCAAGGCUUGGAGAGGAACGUCAAAUUCUGCCCCCAAAUCUGAACAGAUUUGACAGCGUGCCGUUUGUGUUGGGAAGUCAAGGGUUCACAGCAGGCAGACAUUUCUGGGAUGUCAUUGUGGGGAUCGAGGAAAACUGGUCUGUGGGGGUGGCCAGAAAGUCUGUGAGGAGGAAGGGAGAGUUCAUUCCUAGUCCUCAGGAAGGCAUCUGGCAUAUCGGGAAGUGGGAUGGUGAGUACAGGGCCUCCUUUUUCUCACCCAGAUUUCAUUUGUCCCCAAGGGAGGACCCCAAGAGGAUCCGUGUGAGUUUAAACUAUGAAGCGGGAUGGGUGGACUUUCAUGAUGCUGAUACAGCGGCCCUGAUCUUUGCAUACUUAGCAGGCCCGUUCUCUGGGGAGACCCUUCUCCCCUUCUUUAGGGUGUGGGGGAAAGCCCAACUGAUCCUCUCUCCUUAAGCUGGUCAAAGGGUGGGGACAGACGUACAUG